GAUACAAAGGAUGGAGUCAAAACCCUCAAGAAUUCCUCGCAGGAUAUCUCUUCGGCCUUCCAGCUCUCCUGUAGGAUCUAGAACUGGAAACAGUUUAUCUGGUGCAUAUAGUACAAGAGAAUCUUCAUGGAGAUUAGAAUCUGGAUACCAGGAAUCCGGUGUAUUGAAUAGUUCCAGUAGAGACUGGAGAAUUGCAGAGAGGGACACCCGUGAAACUCCUUGGAAGCUUACAACGUCAUCUCCAACGCGCUACUCAGGGACACUUGAUCACCCUCAUUCUGGAAGAUUUUUGGGAAGCAGAGGCAGAUUGUCUACAUCUUCCUCUCAUUUCACAUCUGGAUCUUAUGGUGAGUCUGAGAGAACUCAGGGAGCGUGGGACAUGGGAGCAUGUCCAAGAUUGCAUAGCCAGCAGCAAGAUAGUGAUUCAAAGAGACCUAAACUAUCUUGUACAUCUACCUCUUCUGUGAGAAGUAAUGGCUUGGCUGCCUUUUCAGAUUCCUCCUGGAGAUGCAGUAGGAUUCCUAGAUCUUCAUCAGUAAUGCUUGGCUCCCUUGGAAGUGAUCUGGUUAGAGAGAGAACAUCGUUAGAAAGAAGAACAGAUCUGUCUGUUAAUAACCUGCUGGAUCCCAGCUAUGGAAACAGUGACUUUUCACCUUCAACAUAUCUUCAAGACAGGCCUGCCUCUUCAUAUGCAGAGGGAGCAAGACCAAAAGAAAACUCCUUAAGCACUUUGAGGCUGAAUGCACCCAUGAACCGCCAGUUGCCUUCUGAUCAUCAGCCGUCUUUUUUCAACAGAGACUCUAACAUGAGCUCUUCAAGAUCCAGCUAUUCUUUAAGACAAAGGAGAAAUGAAUUGGAAUCUCCCCAGAGGAGUGUGCAGCCAGCAUUUUCUCUUAGUGCCAUUAGAGAUGAAACCCCUUCCUCAAGUGGUUCCGAAAGGAUUUUAUCUUCUCAGAGGUCAUUGAAUGAGUCUGCAGCUGACAGUGAAGGGAGGCGCACAACCAGACAGCUGCUGUCUCGUUUAGCAUCUAGUAUGUCAUCCACAUUUUUCUCUCGAAGGUCUAGCCAAGACCCAUUGCAUACAAGAUCGUUAGGCCCUGAAGAGUCAACAGCGGUCCCAAGAGUUCAAGCUACUGCUCUGUCAAGUAGUAAUGGAGCUGCAACUCCGGGGGUUCCAGGACUUCAGUCAUCUGAAACUUCUCAGGGGUUCAGUUUUCUUGGACGAAGGUGGGGUUUAUCAGGAGUUUCACAGAAUCGCAGCUCUGAUUCUGAUGGGGAAAGUUACAGACCAGACACUGAAAGUAGGAGCACAGGAUCCUGGUUGUCGUCCUCUUUGAGGAACAGAUGUACACCUCUCUUUUCCAGAAGAAGAAGAGAAGGAAGAGAUGAAUCUGCAAGGAUCUCUACCCCUGAUUCAACUGCUAGAUCACAGCAUAUCUUUAGAAGGAGAGAGUCAGGUGAGGACACCUCUCUUGAAGCAUCAGAUAGCCCUCCUCGGUCUUCUGUGAGCAGACCAGCGCCUGCAGUAUCUGUUGUUUCUACAGCUACUGCCUCCCCACCAGAUUCAGCCUCCAGUGGAAGAGGCUCAGGAAUUCUGCCUGCUUCUCUCUUUCGCUUUGCAGUGCCUCCAACAUUAGGAAGCAGUCUGUCUGACAAUCUUAUGAUAACUGUAGAUAUUAUUCCCUCUGGCUGGAAUCAGUCUGACGGACAAGAAAGUGGCAAGUCUAAAAUACCACCUUCAAGAGAUCCGGAAAGACUCCAGAAAAUAAAGGAAAGCCUGCUUUUAGAAGAUUCUGAAGAUGAAGAGGGUGACAUAUGCAGAAUUUGUCAGAUGUCCUCUUCAAGUUCUGACAACCUUUUAAUAGAGCCAUGCAAAUGCACUGGAAGUCUGCAGUAUGUUCACCAGGAGUGCAUGAAAAAAUGGCUGCAGUCGAAGAUCAAUUCAGGUUCUUCUUUGGAAGCAGUGACAACUUGUGAAUUGUGCAAAGAGAAGUUGCAUCUCAAUCUGGAAGACUUUGACAUUCAUGAGCUUUAUAGGGCACAUGCAAAUGAACAAGCAGACUAUGAAUUUAUCAGCUCUGGUCUCUACCUUGUAGUGUUGUUACACUUAUGCGAGCAGCGCUUUUCUGAUAUGUUAGGAACUGCAAAUGAGGCCAGCACACGUGUCAGAUUUAUUAACCUUGCAAGAACUCUUCAGGCACAUAUGGAAGAUAUUGAAACUUCUGAAGAUGACUCUGAAGACUGAUGCUGGUAGAACUUUCAUACUGCAAGAAGGAGGAUAAGCAAGAUACCGUAGAGAUUGUUUGGAUUUAGGCUUAUAUGAAGACUAUUAUUUAACUCAAAAAGCAAUAAGAACUUGCAGUGGUCUUUUAAUACUUGGUGAUGGCUUUUUUAUGUACCAGUUUGGAAAUCUGAGAUUAUAUUUGAUAUCAUGUGGCUGUUCCAUUAUGGAAUAUUGCAGGUGUGAACUCUUGCAUUUCAGCAUUCCUGGCAGAUAUGCAACUUGAUAAAGACCUAAGGUUGUUUAGUUUAAUCAGACUUUUUUUAGAUCCCACCUUCACUGUUCAAAGCACCGGUUAUCAGUGUGUUUUCUAGUGUUGUCACUUCUUUAUAAAUAAAGACAAAAGAGGUAUGCA
This is a messenger RNA of Zonotrichia albicollis (white-throated sparrow), 2636 nucleotides long. The record is from RefSeq and is a predicted model, not a curated record. Lineage: Eukaryota; Metazoa; Chordata; Aves; Passeriformes; Passerellidae.